Molecule: messenger RNA, 234 nt
Organism: Gongylonema pulchrum
Lineage: Eukaryota; Metazoa; Nematoda; Chromadorea; Rhabditida; Gongylonematidae
Source: the annotation of a GenBank genome assembly
AUGAAGGACCGGAAGAAGGUCGCGGAAAGUGGUUCCAAGAACGACAUCCUGUAUAUACUAGCUGUGGACGGUGGCUGCGGUUGGUUUGUUGUUAUCGAUCACUUUUCAUUCACAUUUUCAUCGAUGAGCGAUUUCGGCAUAAAUUUGACACGUUUGUUGCCCUCAGCAGUGUACCUUAACGAAACGAAAAGAAACAACUAUGAGGAUAUCGAAGUACAGCAGAUCAAUGUGUGA